AUGGCCGACGUUUUCGGCAUUGUCGCCGGCCUUUUGAGCGUUGCGGCCCUGUUCAACUGCGUCAACUGCUUCGAGUACAUGGGUCGAGACUGCGAACGCUGCCAACUAACUGGAUUUCCCAAGCCCAAACCCAAUGACGAGGAUCCGGAUGAGGCCAGUGACGACAUCAAGGACAGGACCAAAGACGAGCCCAAGGCUGAGCCUAGGAGUGACCAAAAGAAUGAAACUAAGAACGAGGAAAAACAAGAGGCCAAGAAAGACGAAACGAAUCACAGCAAUUGCAAAUGCCCGACUCAGUGA
Messenger RNA from Ilyonectria robusta, 300 nucleotides. RefSeq lists its product as uncharacterized. The record is from RefSeq and is a predicted model, not a curated record. Lineage: Eukaryota; Fungi; Ascomycota; Sordariomycetes; Hypocreales; Nectriaceae. The transcript is spliced from 2 exons. Bases 1 to 300 code for a protein of 99 amino acids.